Molecule: messenger RNA, 936 nt
Organism: Pararge aegeria (speckled wood butterfly)
Lineage: Eukaryota; Metazoa; Arthropoda; Insecta; Lepidoptera; Nymphalidae
Product: lysozyme 1-like
Exons: 4
Coding region: 334-792 (152 amino acids)
Molecular function (GO): lysozyme activity
Source: RefSeq, a predicted model, not a curated record
GGUAGAGCAAGCAGUUCGUGUAAUCGAAGUUUCUAAGACUAAUAGGUACCAUGGGUUUUUACUCGCACUUUUUAAACCGAAGUAGGUACAUUCAGAUCCGCCUUUUAAACCUACAUCCUACAAAGUUAUUUGUUGUUUAGUUUUUGUUCACGACGCACUUAUUAUGUCAUCAUACGGAUAAAUAAAUAUUUAGAUUUUAACAUAUAUAUAAACAAGUUCAACCAGUUAUCUUACGAAGAAAGUCUACAGUAAUACUCAAAAUCUGUAGUAAAAACACAAAAUUUUGUUAUUUUGUCGAAUCUGCAGUGUGGAAGGACGAAAAGUUGGUGCAAAAUGUAUACGAGAGCAUUGCUAGUGUUAUUUGUUACUGUGUUUUUGUUUAUGGAGAAUGUCACAGGCAUCUAUAUACCGAAUCUAAAUGAAACAUGUUUGCGAUGCCUAUGCCACGUAGCGGGCUGCGAUUUGGCCCACAGCUGUACCGGCGGUUACUGCGGCCCAUUUUACAUCUCCAGGAUAUACUGGGUGGAUGCUGGAAAGCCCACGUUGGUUGACGAUACUCCCGAGAGGAAAGAGGCAUAUGAAGACUGCGCGAGGGAUUACGACUGCUCGCAACACAUCGUGGUGGGUUACAUGGCUAAAUUCGGAAAGGACUGCAACGGUGAUGGUGUGACAGACUGCUUCGACUACAUGAUGAUCAAUCACAACGGCGGCUGGAGCUGUUCCGCACCCCUCAACUCCACCAUCGAAGGACAACGAAGACUGGAGCUGUUCGAGCAAUGUCGCUUACAAUAAUAUUAUUUUAAAUCAAUUGUUCAACAUCAUCAUCAUCAUCGUCAGACCCAUUAACCACUACGGGGCACCGGUCUCCUCACACAAUGAGAAGGUUAAGGCCUUAGUCCACCACGCUAGCCAAGCAUCCUCAGGAGAUAUUGAUUU